AAACAAUGUCGCGGUUAAGUUUACGGCAAGAUAAUUUUUUUUAAAAAUGCAGUGGGUUUGUGAUGAAUGCAGUCACCCACCGUCUUCAUUGAAAUUCAAAUCAGAAGCAGCAAUUUCAGAUGACGGCGCUCUCACACGGCUCAGGGUAUAAAAAGGGUCUGCAGAAAGUGCGGGCACGGGGAAGCAGCAGAGAGUAGGAGGCAGUUCUGCGGGAAGAUUGAGACUCCCUUCGCAUAGCCCAAAGCCCAUAGCCCAGCCCAGGGCCAGGUAAAACAGCACCAAGGAGCAACCUACAAUGGCCACAGGCGAGUGGAAGGACUACCUGAACAAGAAGCAGAUACCCCAGCUGUUUGAGAGCCUGCUCACAGGGCUAAUGCACCACAAACCAGAAGACCCUGUUGACUACUUGGAAAGUUGCCUGAAGAAAGUGAAGGAGCUGGGAGGACCCGACAGAGUGCGGUGGGACACCUUUGUGGCCCAGGAGAAGAGGAUAUUGCCUCCGCUGAAUGGUUGCCAGAGCAGGAGAUCCUUCUUUAGGAAUGUUCUGCCGGACAGUCCCAGUUUUCCUUAUCGACGCUAUGACUGCCUCCCUCCCAUCCAUCAGUUCUCCAUCGAGAGUGAUACCGAUCUGUCUGAAACUGCAGAGCUCAUCGAGGAAUACACAGUGUUCGACCCAGUCAAGCCACACCCUUGGAUCGUGCUGCUUAUAGGUGGUCCAGGCAGUGGGAAGGGAACGCAGAGUCUGAAGGUCGCCAAGCAUUAUGGAUUUGAAUACAUUUCAGUGGGAGAGCUUCUCAGAAGGAAAAUGAUCCACAACACAACUUGUAACAGGAAGUGGAGUUUAAUGGCCAAAAUAAUCACCAAUGGGGAAUUGGCACCACAGGAAACAACCAUCACUGAGAUCAAACGUCGUUUGAUGCAGCUGCCAGACGCACGAGGAUUUGUCAUUGAUGGAUUCCCCAGGGAUGUUGCCCAAGUGUUGUCCUUUGAAGACCAGAUCUGCACCCCAGAUUUGGUUGUGUUCCUUGCCUGCGCAAAUCACCAGUUGAAAGAGCGGCUGGAAAAGCGGGCAGCACAGCAAGGUCGCCCUGACGACAAUCCUAAAGCCAUCCAGAGACGAUUGACAACCUUCAAACAAAACACCAUCCCAUUGGUCAAGUAUUUACAGGAAAGGGGGCUGAUUGUUACGCUGGAUGCAGAUCGAGAUGAGGAAGAGGUGUUUUAUGACAUAUCUGUGGCUGUCGACAACAAAUUGUUUCCUACCAAAGAACCUGUGGCUGGCCCCAGUGAACUUGACCUCAGUUUGCUUGUGGAUGUCACAGAUGCUGUUGGUGUUCAGUCAGACUCUGAUGAUCAGAUGGAUAAGUGGUCCACAAUGUCUGCAGAUUGCAAAGUGGAAGAAAACUUGAAGCAAACCAAGAUUAUAUUUGUUAUCGGUGGUCCAGGCUCUGGCAAGAGAACUCAAUGCAAGAGGAUAGCAGCACAGUAUGGUUUCACCCAUCUACCUUCAGAAGACAUUUCAUGUAACAUGGUGGCAGUGGGGCUAGAAAAGAGAAGAGACAUGGAGCCUGGGGAGCUGGCACUAAAGGAGUUGGUGAAAGACAUUGUGAUUAACAACACAGAUAUGAAAGGGAUUCUAAUAGAUGGCUAUCCUCAGGAAGUGAAACAGGCAGAAGAAUUUGAGAAGAAGAUUGCUCAGCCCAGUCUGGUUCUUUUCCUGAGCUGUUCCACAGACACACUGAAACAACGGCUUCAGAAAUCAGCUCAAAUGAGUGAGCAUGGUGAUGUCGAUGAGAAUGUCAUCAGGCAGAUUGAGGCUUAUGUCUCAGCAGCUCAGCCAAUCAUUGAAAAGUACCAGAGGGAAAACCUCCUCCAUAAGGUAAAUGCAGAAGAAACACCUGACAAAGUAUUCCAGCAGAUCUGUGAAACUCUCCAUUCUAUUCAAGAUAGCAGCACAAGUGACGUGACUUUGGAUGGACUCCUGUAUAAGGAACCGAGUAGCACAGGGUAUUGAGUCUUAGGGUGGAAUUUUCUCCUCCAUGAAGGUGGCUAGAAGAAAAAAAAUUGGGCAAGUUGAUCCUUGAGAUGUUUUCCCCCUUUUUGCUGCCUCACCAGUAGGUCCUGGAUGCGAAGAUCCAUUAACAACUUUGAGCCAACACUACUUAAGCCCCUUAAGUGAUUGAUUAUUGGCCAGUUAAAAGGGCCCCAACUCUCAGCCUCCCAAUUAAGUGACCUCACCAGACAAAAUAAUUGGCUUGCUUCUUAACUUGGUAACCAUGGCAACCUGUCAGUGUGGAGAUGUUGGAGCCUCUCAUGGCCCCAACCUGUGGAUAAUCAGAGCCACACCUGGGGGGGCAAAAGGGGUGGCCUUUGAAAACCUCCAAUCUGCUCACUCCCUGCAACAUGCACCCGAUGAGAAAGUAAAGGCCCACCAUUGCUCUGUUGGAUUGAUUGAGGAACAGGCCUCAGUCAAUUGUCUUUUAGGAGCUAGAAGUUGCCAACCUCCAAUUUGGGGAAAUCCAGGACACUGCUGUCAGGGCUUGUGACAGGCCAAGAUACUCACCAAAGCUCAUCGGCCAGCUGAUUGGCAGGUCACUGGUUGAGUUUUCUUGGCAGUGGGAGUGCCCAGUUUGUCGCCAUUUAAGACUUGGGCACUACUCAUCUCUACACUUGCUCACAGAAAGGAAAAAUAACACACUAGAAUCAAGGAACAUUACACUGUAAUACAAGGUGAUUCAGCUCAUUGGGUCUAUGGUGGCUCUCUGGAAAAAAUGCCAUCUAGUUACGGGAACAACUCUCAAUUAUCUUUAAUGUACAGAAAUGUCAUCUCUGAGACGUAGAGACAGAUGAAAGGGAAUGCUAAGACUAAAUUGGGAAGGAUAAUUUAAAUUCUGAUUGAGAAGCACUCAACAUUAGUUACAUAAAAUUAAAACUUGGA
This is a messenger RNA of Stegostoma tigrinum, 2938 nucleotides long. RefSeq names its product adenylate kinase 5 (gene ak5). NCBI's taxonomy places the organism in Eukaryota, Metazoa, Chordata, Chondrichthyes, Orectolobiformes, Stegostomatidae. The record is from RefSeq and is a predicted model, not a curated record. Gene Ontology annotation, cellular component: cytosol; cytoplasm. Gene Ontology annotation, biological process: nucleoside triphosphate biosynthetic process. The transcript has 14 exons. The coding region runs from base 296 to 2014 and encodes 572 amino acids. Gene Ontology annotation, molecular function: ATP binding; nucleoside diphosphate kinase activity; AMP kinase activity.